UAUAUUUAUUUAAAGUUGCUGAUUAAUUUCAUCCCAUUGGUGCUGCUCGCUUGAUUGAUAAUGACGUCGUGAUUGGUUUAUUGGUGAUUUCAUUGGCGAUGAUGCUUCAUUCACGACGACGGGUAUGACCGUUGGUUUUGAUGGAUAGUAGUGAUAAUGGUGACUGAUAGUUGAAUGCUGGAUUGUAUGAAUGUUUAACUUCUUUCGCGCACCGUACGUAGCCCAGCCGUGACAAUUAUCGGAGGUGCGGGCGAAGGGAGGAGUGAUGAUGAUGAUGAUGGCUGAUGAUGCUAGACGACUCGAUAAUCGCUGACUCAUCACACCCUCCUCCCUCCCCGCCACAACCACUAACCCCUCUACAAGACAGACACAAACCAUUCGAUCUAUGCACCACAUUAUCAGGGCCGCUAAAUGGGAGCAGCGGUAAAGCGAAGAAAUCCGCGGAAGUCUUGUACGGCUUCCGACCGUUCCAAGCGUCGAUUAUGCCAAUGCCGAGUCACGACCGUGCUGGUGGAACUUCUGCGGAUGUCUAAACUCAGCAUCCCGCCUAUGGGAUGAGGCAUGCGCCGCCUAUAUAUAGCAGCACCACCACCACCACACACAGCGUGCGCGUGUGCUGCACUAGUGUGUCAGUGUGCGCUGCACACGUGUGUGUAUGUGUGCGCGCGCGCGCGUGGUCACGUCUACCUUAAUAGGUGCUCGCUAACGGCACUUGCACCAAAAGUAUGUUAAGGCUAUACGGAGGAUCUUCGUAUGCAAGAGUGGAACGCGCCUCUACUUCCUGGGUUGUGAUGCACACAAGCUGUAGAGCUUUCGCGUAAAAAAAAAAAGGUACGUGAACAUAACCACGUGCCAGACACUUUUUAAUAGGCAGUGGCAUUGCAACGACACGCUUACCUAGUGUUUAAUUGUUUUGUGUUUAGUUUGUUAAAAUAUAACGCAUGCGUCAUCCCCUUGAGACGGGAGCGGCUCGCUCCCGAGUGUCUAGGAGGUUUUUCUCUCUGUAACGGGCGCAGCUACAAAAUGAUCGUGCGGUUAAAGUCACGCACGCUUAUUACUGCGACAUUGCACACCUCUUUCAUUUGAAACGUGGCACCUUCUGCAGAUGAUUACAAUUUUACAGAUUGCUAAUGAUGGCGAUGAUGAUUCUCAUAGUACAUUGCUAAUAAUGAUUCUAACUGUACAGAUUGUUAAUGGCGAUAUUUCUCAUGGUGCAUGGUUCAUGAUAAUUCUAACUUUACAGAUUGUUAAUGAUGGCGAUAAUGAUUAUCAUGGUACAUUGUUAAUGAUAAUUCUAAUUUUACAGAUUGUUAAUGAUGGCGAUAAUGAUGCUACUAGUACAGGCUGUUAAAGGUGACGUCUAUUUUGCAGGAUCCUGGCUGGAUUCGCAAAAAUCAACCAUGAAUUCAUCAUCGCCCACGUGGACCGUCACUUGGCAGAUCUCACCAUCGAGCGACCUUCCUCUCAGUUUCACCACCACCACCUCGUCACCCUCCCCCUCCUCCUCAUCACCCGCCACGACAGUCCCUCGGCUCCAAUCCCCGCCCGUGAGCCUUCCCAGCCAGGGCAUCGUCAUCCCCUCCUUCACGACGGCGUCCCAGGUGCGCGUGGCGGUCACCUUCUCCCUGUGCGCCCUCUCGCUGUGCUGCAACGCGGCGGUGCUCUGGAGCGCGUCCAGAGACCGCCGUCCGCGGCGCUCCCACGUGCGCAUCCUGCUGGUGAACCUGGCCCUGUCGGACCUGCUCACCGCGUGCGUGGUCAUGCCCCUGGACGCCGCGUGGAACAUCACGGUGGGCUGGCGGGGCGGCGACGCGGCCUGCCGCCUGCUCAUGUUCCUUAAGCUGGUGGCCAUGUACUCGUGCGCCUUCGUCACCGUGGUCAUCAGCCUCGACCGCCACGCCGCCGUCACCGACCCCCUGGGGGUGUCGCGCGCCAAGCGGCGCAACAAGACGCUGCUGUGCGCCGCGUGGAGCCUCAGCGCGCUGCUCGCUCUGCCCCAGCUGUUCCUCUUCCACGUGGCGCGAGCCCCGUCGGCCGAGAGCUUCACGCAGUGCGUGACGCACGGCAGCUUCCCGCGGCGCUGGCACGAGGUGUGCUACCUCAUGUUCACCUUCUCGUGCCUCUACCUGCUGCCCCUCGUCGUCAUGCUGGCUUCCUACGGGCACAUCCUGCUGCAGAUCUCGCGCCGCGUCAAGAACGUGGAGCUGAGGGAGAUGCGCGCAUGCAACCAUGGGCCAAGCACGCUAUCGCGUGCGCGUGCACGCACGCUGUGCAUGACGGCGCUCAUCGUGAGCUCGUUCAUCGUGUGCUGGACGCCGUACUACCUGCUCGGCGUGUGGUACUGCAUCAGGCCCGCCAUGGCCUCCGAAGACCACAUCCCCGAGGCCGUCAGCCACGGCCUCUUCCUCUUUGGGCUGCUCAACGCGUGCAUCGACCCGGUCGUCUACGGCUUCUUCUCCGUGCCGCUGGGUCCCGGCUCCGCUUGCCGCCGCCGCUGCUGCUGCUUCCGCGUGGUAUCCACGGACAGAGACGCCGGCUCGGCUGCCAUUCACAACCACAAGCACAAGGGGCAACGGCAGAACACUGUGGACUCAGAUCCGACCAGUCGCCACUUAGCGCACCUGGCCUCGUGGAGGUCAUACCUCUCCUCCUCCGUGUCCUCGGCAUUCGUGGAUUUUGUACGAGGCCACUGGCACAGUCGCCGACCGCACGGUGACGCGCGCGCGGCAGCAAGGGUGCCGUCGCCCACGACGGUGUACGUCCUGAGCCAACUGUGUGAUCCUCAUGCCACCCAGGGAUAGCAGUGAGCUCCUAGAGGACCAACCCUGGUUUCACCGGAGGCAUCCGUAAGAUGUCUGGGCCACCCGUCAGAUGUCUGAGCCACCGGUAAGAUGUCUGGGCCGCCGGUAAGAUGUCUGGGCCACCGGUAAGAUGUCUGGGUCACCGGUAAGAUGUCUGGGUCACCGGUAAGAUGUCUGAGCCACCGGUAAGAUGUCUGGGUCACCGGUAAGAUGUCUGGGUCACCGGUAAGAUGUCUGGGCAACCGGUAAGAUGUCUGGGCCAGCUAUUGUGGAGUCCUGAGUCCACAUAGGUGGCAGGAUUCGGUGAAGAUUAAAACAAGCAACGUCCACGUUCACCACCGUAGCCACCGAUAUGAGCCAGCAUCAUCAUUACCACCAUCAUCAAACGUCAUUUAUCAGGGUCAGGAAGCAGUAAAAAAAAUCGUCCAACCAUAACUGCCUUUAUAAGGAAGUUACAGCUGCAGCCUUAUUUCUCCAGCUGACAAGAGUAAUUUGGUGUAGUCUCUAGCCAGCCCCUACAGCAAAAGGCGAAAUUAUUUCCAUGUGUGGCGAUCAUGGGUGCGUGACACAAUUUUUUCCCCCCGCUGGCUGUGACACUGCUGCCUAAACACCGUAAACGAUUAUUUUGUUGUCAUUUGUAAAUGCAUUCCGCCAAGUUGUCUCUCACAUGCAGCCCGGUUAGCUGUGCGCCAGGCCUCGACGUGCCAGGCCUCGUCCCGCCAGGCCUCGACGCGCUAAAAUAACAAAAUUGUAAAAAAAAAACAAUUAGCGGCCAAUUUUAUCCAGGUUGUACUCUCCAUGACGAAUCAUUAAUUAGGAUUUCCUACAGAGCAGUGCAUCCCUGCGCGUUAUAGAUCUGCCCUCGGAAGUGGAUGUCGCAGAGCUGCCUCUGAGAUUCUUGUUAGUGACCUCCCGUCCACAAAGUUGAGGGACGACGCUUUCCCACUCAUCCCGCCACUGAGAGUGAUGUUGUUCGCCGCAAUGACCCCCCCCCAACCGAUAUUCAUCAUUCUCAGAGCUUGUACCCAGAGAAAUUGAAAAACAGAACCAAACUUAACGUGACGGACUUUUUGCGUGCAGUCAACUCCAGCAGGAGGUGCAGUGCUCAGAGAGAACCAGCCAUCGCGAGCCAUAUCUCUCGUAUUGAAUCAUGUCAUCAUCUGUAAAAAAAAAAAAACACAAAGAGAACUUAAAACACGGUACAACGUUGGGCCAACGUUCGUCCGAUGGUUCCAAAACAACGUUUUUUUGGGCCGACGUUGUUGGCAUGUUUACCGGGUUAUUAGAGUGGUGACUGAUUGAACUCGAGUUUCAUUUGCAAUGUCAAACAAGAUGCUGGGCUAAAGUGGGAAACAUCGGGUGAUCGCGUCGGCACGGGCCUGCCUAUAAACCAGCGGCUUGUGAAAGUUGCAACUUUGCGCGAGAAAUUUCACCAACGCCAUCGUAAAUAUUCAUGGCCGGACACAUUCGCCGUGACGAACGUUCUAACCCCCCCACCCACCCGCUGCGUCUUCUCGUUAAACUAAUUUACGCUACUUGGCGACAUCGCUAUAUAUAGAUACCGUAUACAAUUUAAACAAGGUUGUUUGCAGGAAUAUCGUUACGUCGCGCGAUUAUCGUUGUUUUCAAAGUUUGCUCCUGCGACGGGGUUGCUCCGCGAAACGUCUUCCCCUUACAGUCCAAAUUGACGGCGCGAUUUUAAUCCGCCGGUCGCGGCAAAGCCUCACGUUAGUGAAAAUAUCCUCAAUCUGGCAAAAAUCCGCGAUACGAAAAUUCAAAGGCAAAUUUGAUUAAAAAAAAAUAAAAACUCCCGAGGGGUUUGUUUGUGUGACGGUUUCAUAAUAAGACACCCAACCACCCCGGCCAUUGUUGUUUUACCUUACCCUACAAGCCGACAUCAACACAAACAUAAAUAAAAAAACAUCAAGUAUUUCUAAUGUAAAAAAAUGACAGAAUAUUUUUUUUGUUAGCGUUGAGUAUAACCUGCACGUGAAAUGCACAGAAUGAAAAAUAACAACGCAGCGUUGCGAUACUGCGCGUGCAUCCGUGCGCAUUAAUUGUACACUAAACACGAAUUAGUAGGGCAAAGCGUAGACGGUGGGGGGGGGGGGGCAGUGCACAAGGGGAGAGAAAUGUCAGGCGCGGCUGAGCCUCGCUUGGCUGUGGGAACGUCGCGCGGCCUUGGGGCCCGCGAUGGGCCGCACGAGAGAGACGGAGACGAAACGGAGUUGAAACGAAGACGAAAUGGAGACGAGACGGAGGUUCGAGACGGCGGACGGCGGCGUCGGCGUCGUCCGUCCGUCCGUCGUGCAUCCAAAAAUGUGAGGA
Molecule: messenger RNA, 5129 nt
Organism: Petromyzon marinus (sea lamprey)
Lineage: Eukaryota; Metazoa; Chordata; Hyperoartia; Petromyzontiformes; Petromyzontidae
Product: gonadotropin-releasing hormone receptor
Biological process (GO): cellular response to hormone stimulus; G protein-coupled receptor signaling pathway
Cellular component (GO): plasma membrane
Molecular function (GO): peptide binding; G protein-coupled receptor activity
Source: RefSeq, a predicted model, not a curated record